Molecule: messenger RNA, 909 nt
Organism: Caenorhabditis remanei
Lineage: Eukaryota; Metazoa; Nematoda; Chromadorea; Rhabditida; Rhabditidae
Exons: 5
Coding region: 1-909 (302 amino acids)
Molecular function (GO): protein binding
Source: RefSeq, a predicted model, not a curated record
AUGUCUGAAACUUCUCGCGGGAACAACAUAUUCCUGUCGACGCCUUAUGUUUUUCACCGUCAGCUAUCCGACUUCUUAUGUUUGGAAACCAGACUAAACCUCCGAAAAUGUUCUAAAAGAUGUCAAUCACUCGUUGAUAACAUGCCACUGACUAUAGAGGAACUCGAUAUUUCUGUAGCUACCUGGGUGAAGGUACUUCUCAUUGAGGCGAAACUAGGAAUCAAAAAUAGAUAUAAAUACCCCGAAGAAAAUUCCAUUAACUCUCUUCGCAUGAAGAACUUGAAGAAACGUGCGGCGGCGGAAGCAGUGCGAGAUCUCAAAAUUAUUUUGUGCAAUCCAAAUUUACAGAUUGAAAAAUUGUAUAUGGAUUUUGGUAAAGGACAAUUGUUGUUUUUGCAACGUUUUGUAUCAAUGCUCACCUCUCUUCCACAUCAAAUUCGUGUCCAGCAAGUUAGUCUCGGAGCCAUCUUGUCACCAGCGGAUUGCGGUGCAUUAUUGUCGCGUUUGAAGACUAAAAAAUUACAGCUGUUAGGAGGAAUUCUUGAAGAUUCACUAAAUGAGCUGUUUGAAAUAGAGCAGAUCAAACAUGUGCCAGCUAUCACCAUUCGUCAGCGACUCAGCCGUUUUCCAUUCAAUUUAUUAUCAAACACCGAAGAAUUUGUGGUUUUCUUUGAAAAUUUAUCUCAAACGGAAUUUGAUCGAAGCAUUGAGCAUAGCUUACAAAGAGACAACUUCAAGAAGGGUCGCAUUUAUCUCAAAAAAAAUGAGCCUUGGAUAACAGAGUUUCUUUUGAAAAAUCAAGCUGUGAAAUCGGAAGAUGGAAAAAUGAUUGCAACACUCGAUGGACCCAAGUUCAAGAAUACUGUGGAAGUCGAGGACUUCUUGAUUGUAUUGAGGAGAACUAUUUAA